AUGCUCACUUUCAAGGCUCUCACUGUCCUUCUGACCUCGCUCGCGCUCGGGGUCACCGCUCACCCUGGUGAGCUUGACCACACCGCCGAGGCUCUCGAGCGUCGCGAGGCUCUCAACAUGAUGGGCAAGCGCUCGCUCUCGCACUGCCACAACCAGCUGGCUGCUCGUGGUGUGCACGUUCGCAACGAGGCGCGUCGCUCGGCUUUCCGUAGGCACCUCACCCGCGGUCUGGUGCGUCGCGACUUGGCCAGCGCUAUCGCCACGGACCACCUGUCCAACCUCACUGGCGUCACGACCGCGUCCGACUCGUCGACCUUCUUCACCGGCGAGAGCCAGUGUAUUCUCGCCCCGGAAGUCACACAGGGACCUUACUACGUGACUGGCGAGUACUUCCGCAAGGACAUCACCGAGUCCCAGGAGGGUGUGGCACUGUACCUCGACGUUCAGGUCAUCGACACCACCACCUGCGAGCCCCUCUCGGGCGUCGCCAUGGACAUGUGGCACUGCAACGCUACGGGUGUCUACUCUGGUGUUGUCGCCUCGGGCAACGGCGACGUGAACGACGCCACCAACAUUAACAACACGUUCCUCCGCGGCAUCCAAGAGACGGACUCGGACGGUGUUGUCCAGUUCCACUCGAUCGUUCCCGGCCACUACAGCGGCCGUACUACCCACGCUCACGUGCUUGCCCACACUGCCGGCAACUGGGAGCUUCUUGCCAACAACACCAUCACGGGCGGCACCACGUCGUCCCACGUUGGUCAGCUCUUCUUCGACCAGAGCCUCCUCACCGAGGUCGCUGCCGUCUCGCCCUACUCGACCAACACCCAGUCCACCACCACCAACUCUGAAGACUCGAUCAUGUCCGAGGAGGCUGCCGACAUUGACCCCAUUGUGGAGUAUGUUCUUCUCGGCGACACUGUCGCCGACGGCAUCUUUGCCUGGAUCACGGUCGGCAUCGACAGCACGGCCAACUACACCGUUAGCCCGGCUGCUACGUACGGUGAGAACGGCGGUGUCGCCAACGCCGACUCGAACAUGGGCGGCGGCGGUGGUGGUGCUCCCAGCGGCUCGAUGGGUAACGGCACUGCCCCCAGCGGUUUUGGCGGCGGUAACGGUACCGCCCCGACUGGCUCGAUGGACGGUGGCAACGGUACUGCCCCGACUGGUUCGACGGUCCCGACCGACGUCGCUGUCUCGUCGACUGCCGCUGCCGAAACCACUGCCGCCGAGUCCACCGUGUCCAGCUCGGGAGCCGACAGCUCGUCGUGCAAGCGCAAGCGUUCUUUCCGCCGCAGCACCCUCUAA
This is a messenger RNA of Apiotrichum porosum, 1308 nucleotides long. RefSeq lists its product as uncharacterized. The transcript has 2 exons. The record is from RefSeq and is a predicted model, not a curated record. Gene Ontology annotation, molecular function: ferric iron binding; oxidoreductase activity, acting on single donors with incorporation of molecular oxygen, incorporation of two atoms of oxygen. Bases 1 to 1308 code for a protein of 435 amino acids. Lineage: Eukaryota; Fungi; Basidiomycota; Tremellomycetes; Trichosporonales; Trichosporonaceae.